UUCUCAAUUCAAUUGACGUUUCUCGACAGCAUGGGUAAUCGCGUCGCAAAUUGUCGCAAAUAAUUUAAAAUUUAAUUUAUGUACUUUUGCCUGUAAAUAUUAAAAUCAGUUAAAAAAUUUUAAAUUGUGCAUUACACCAUUUUCACUACAUUCCAUCGAACUCGAUCAUUGAAUUCGAUAUACCUACUAAUUCACGUAAAUAAUUGUGAUCAAUGAAUAAACGCUAUUAAAAUAUGAAUACAUAAUAAAAACGAUUGAAGAGUAUUUGAAUUUACAGUUAAAAUAAAUAAAAACAACAAUGAGUGCAAUCGUGAACUUCACAGAUAUAUUGAAACCAAGGAACACACAAUUUGGAAUAGUAAAAUUUAUGACAAGAACAUGGAAACCUUUAAAAACGUUAACCCUCGAUAAAUAUUACGUUCCACAAGAAUUAAAAAAAGUGGUUGCCGAUUCUGUGUACAUCGAUGCAUUUCUUGAGGCGGAAAGCAUACGAACUGGUGUUCGUAAAGAACAGUUGAAAAAAGAGGUCUUGGACUAUUUGGAAGAGAUUGCAAUGGAUGAUAAAAAACACGUUAUGAGAUGGUUGGGCAUUGUGUUUCUCAAGAUCUGCUUCAUGAUGAAAAUAGGUGUAUUUGUCAAUGAGCCUGCAGUAUUGAAGUUAAAGUCAAUGAUGGGAAAGAAUCCAGUAUUAUUCCUGCCAACACACAGAAGCUAUGCUGACUUUUGUCUCAUGACAUAUCUGUGCUAUCACUAUGACAUCUCUUUACCAGCUGUUGCUGCAGGAAUGGAUUUCUAUUCAAUGGCUGUGGUCGGUCAAACCAUGAGAGAAACAGGCGCCUUCUACAUUCGGCGAACGUUGGUAGGAGCGCCUCUGUACGCGGCCACGCUACGGCAUUACGUGCGAACCCUGGUUGCGAAGCAUGGCGCGCCCGUCGAGUUCUUUCUAGAAGGAACUAGAAGCAGGAGCAAUAAGAGUCUGCCUCCUAAGUAUGGCAUGCUGUCAAUGACGCUGGUCCCGUACUUUGCUCGCGAAGUGACAGACAUCACACUGGUUCCCAUUAACAUCAGCUACGACCGUGUGGUGGAACAGAGCUUGUUCGCGUACGAACACCUGGGAGUCCCCAAACCAAAAGAGACCACUGGGGGACUCCUGAAAUCUCUCCACAGGCUAAACGAUCACUUUGGCAACAUUUACAUCAAUCUGGGCGAUCCGAUAUCGAUCAAGGAAUAUCUGGAUCAGUCGAGCGAUCAGUCCGUUGACGCGUCCGCUCGCUCCGAAACCUUGAAACCUCUGGACUUGCAACAAUUGACUGCAAAACAAGUGGAUAUGGUUCAGGAUAUAGCAGAUUAUAUAGUGACGUUGCAACAGGAGAUCACAGUUGUCACUAUUACUAAUCUGUUGGCAAUCGUCCUUAUGGAGAGUUUGAUGAAGAAUGAGGCUUUGACAUUUGAUCAGGUUUUAAAGAAAGUGGAAUGGCUAAUAGAAGUAUUACAAAACCUCGGAGCGUCAGUGUUCGAAAAUGACAUAAAGGGCAGUGUGGAGAGAAUACUGGUCGUACACAAGAAUAUGAUCACGCUAGACAAGGAUGGGAAGCUUCGGCUCGUUCCCAGUGUACCGAUGGACGUCAACUGCGAUGUGCAACGGAAAAUGAAGGGUCACAUUCUGAGAGCGGAAACGAUGGUGAACGCAAUACCUAUCAUCCAACUGCAGCUGUACGUGAACCCCGUGCUGCACUGCUUGAUCCCGCCCGCUGUCGUGUACGCCGUUGUGCGUGCACGCGAAGUUAGUAAAGACCAAUUGUCUGCAGACUACCACCGUCUGAGAAAAUUGUUGAGACACGAAUUCUUCCAUUUAGAAAAGACUGAAGACUUGAAAUUUGACAAAGCCCUGCAGUAUUGUAUAGAGAACAAAAUCGUAACAGACACGGGCACAUUUAGACCGGGGUCAGACCAGGCGCUCCAGUAUUUAUUGCAAUGGACCAUACUGCCUGCGUUAACUACUCUGGCAACUUGUGUGGAUGUUAUGAUGCAGUGUAAGAAAUGCUCGCAUAUUCAGUUGCUGAAGCUAGUGCAGGAGCGAGUGGAGAGCGCGCGCUGUCACCCCUACUGCCUCAGCCUCGAGGCGGCCGCCAACUGUGUACAGGGACUCGCGACCUAUGGGGCUCUCACUAGGCAUAAGGAGGAAAAUGAAAUAUCGUACGAAAUCAUUCCAGAGGAAAUUGAAGAAUGUCGCAGCUUAAUCACAUCAGUAUUACCAAAAAUUGUUGUAGACUUUGGUAGUUCUAACUCUAACUUUGACUUUGCCCAGACUUAAGAUAUUGUUACAACGAGACAGCGUAACUGACAUAAAUCUGUCUCGUCUUAACUGAAACUUAAGCCUGAGCAAAGU
Maniola jurtina (meadow brown) is the source of this 2389-nucleotide messenger RNA. It is a transcript of the gene Dhap-at, whose product is annotated as dihydroxyacetone phosphate acyltransferase. The transcript is spliced from 13 exons. Gene Ontology annotation, molecular function: glycerone-phosphate O-acyltransferase activity. NCBI's taxonomy places the organism in Eukaryota, Metazoa, Arthropoda, Insecta, Lepidoptera, Nymphalidae. The coding region runs from base 299 to 2314 and encodes 671 amino acids. The record is from RefSeq and is a predicted model, not a curated record. Gene Ontology annotation, biological process: ether lipid biosynthetic process. Gene Ontology annotation, cellular component: mitochondrial membrane; peroxisomal membrane.